Molecule: messenger RNA, 2026 nt
Organism: Cajanus cajan (pigeon pea)
Lineage: Eukaryota; Viridiplantae; Streptophyta; Magnoliopsida; Fabales; Fabaceae
Product: protein JINGUBANG
Molecular function (GO): protein binding
Source: RefSeq, a predicted model, not a curated record
UUACAACCUUUUUUCCUAAUCCAAGGUUUCAAUUAGUUUGGCAUGAAACCUUACCCAUGUAGUCAUAAACAUAAAAAACGUGGCAUAACAUAAUUAGACACACAACACGACAUAGACAAGGCAACCCAUCAACCACUGCAUGCCAAACAAAGUUCCUUGUCAAACCCCCCCAACGCUCCAACGACGUUCGGUGGUUUGGUUCGACAAGGAAUUCAACCACAUUACGCCAUUAAUCCUUCACUUAUUCCUCUGUAAAACAAACAAAACCAUUCCCCUACGUAUUCCACCUUUGCAUGCAACCUUUCAACCUUUCGGCUUCUAAAUAAUCCCCACCUUUUUUAUUAAUUAUAUUCCCUCCGCCCCCUAUCGUUGUUUCUUUUUUACUUUGCAUGAGAGCAAGGAAGGAAUAAUUAACAUCAACAAUGACAGGGUCAUCGAGAAAAGGACGUGUGUUCCUAGAAGAAAGUAGUGACGAUGGUCGAAAGUUCGGAAAGUUAAAGAAGGACGAGUUCGACGGGUAUAACUCCGAUAACCACCCAAGAAAAAACAGCCCCGUGACGUUGGACGCAUCUCAUUUGGAUCCUCAAAUGGCCGCAGAUAACGCUCCCUACGACCCUUCUCUCUCUCCCUUAUCCAAAUCCCCAUGGUCCUCUCACAUCAACGAAGACGCUUUCGUCUCCAACGAAAACGAAGCUCUCGUGGGGUCCCUAGUCCGCGAAGAGGGUCACAUAUACUCCCUCGCCGCAACAAAGGAUUUGUUGUACACAGGUUCAGAUAGUAAAAACAUUCGCGUGUGGAAGAAUCAGAAGGAGUUCGCAGGGUUUAAGUCCAACAGCGGGUUAGUGAAAGCUAUCGUGAUUGCCGGCGAGAAAAUCCUCACGGGACACCAAGACGGAAGGAUAAGGGUAUGGAAAGUUUCGGGGAAAAACGAGCAACAACACAAGCGCGUGGCGACUCUUCCAACCCUAAGAAACUACAUCAAAUGUUCCAUGAAACCGAGCAACUACGUGGAGGUGAGACGACACCGUAACGUGUUGUGGAUCAAACACUACGACGCCAUCUCGUGUCUCAGCAUAACGGAGGAUCACUCUCUUAUAUACUCGGCCUCGUGGGACAAAACGUUCAAGGUGUGGAGAACCGCGAACUUCAAGUGCUUGGAGUCGGUGACGGCGCACGACGACGCCGUUAACGCGUUGGUGGUGGGGCCGGAGGGGUUGGUUUUCACGGGAUCCGCUGACGGCACCGUUAAGAUUUGGCGGCGGGAGGCGCAGGGGAAGACGACGAAGCAUUUCUUCUCGCAAACACUGUUGAAGCAAGAAUGCGCGGUGACGGCGUUAGCGAUUAACGUUGAGGGGAAUCUGUUGUACGCGGGUUCCUCCGAUGGCUUAGUGAAUUUUUGGGUUAGAGGGGCCAAGUUUGAGCACAAGGGGGUUUUGAGAGGGCACAAGUUGGCGGUGUUGUGUUUGGCGACGGCGGGGGGGUUGGUGUUCAGCGGCUCCGCCGACAUGUCCAUAUGCGUGUGGCGGAGGACGCUGAGCGACGAGCACACGUGCGUGAAUGUUCUUUCGGGGCACACUGGCCCCGUGAAGUGUCUGGCGGCGGAGAGGGACCCCGACGCCAUGUGCAACGAGCGCAAGUGGAUUUUGUAUAGCGGGAGCUUGGACAAGUCGGUGAAGGUGUGGAAGGUGUCGGAGAACGCGGCGGCGCCGACCAACGUGCAGCUCCCGCGGCUGAGUGCUGAUCAGUUUCCCAGGUCUUCGUCCUUGAGGAAAAUGGGGUCUAGGAGAUACUAGCAUUAGCCUUGCAUGCAUGGGUGCGUGCGUGCAUGCUGUCUCUGUUCACAGGGGAAUGGGAAUACUCAUUGUUACGUCAUAGAUUGAUAUAUUAAUUAGUUAGUGUUUGUGCACAGAGGAGGAGGAUUAAUGUUCGUCUUCACUUUUCAAGAUUAAUUGUUCACAUUUGUUUUGGACAUGCGCCAUUCUGUGUCAAUUAUCACUUUCUUUUCUACUAUUUUCUUUGUUGGUUC